Mangifera indica (mango) is the source of this 1830-nucleotide messenger RNA. Its product is annotated as aspartyl protease family protein 2. Gene Ontology annotation, molecular function: aspartic-type endopeptidase activity. The coding region runs from base 119 to 1447 and encodes 442 amino acids. Gene Ontology annotation, biological process: proteolysis. The transcript has 2 exons. The record is from RefSeq and is a predicted model, not a curated record. Lineage: Eukaryota; Viridiplantae; Streptophyta; Magnoliopsida; Sapindales; Anacardiaceae.
AAGGAGUCACAGAUAUCAGAUGUGUAAUUGUACGGGCAUUAUUAUCAUUUGAAUCUCAAAAACAACACUCCUCUCCUCUCUUCUCUCUCCAGCUGUCCUCUUCCCCACAACCACAGCUAUGCUCUCACUCUCGCUCUCUUCUCUCUCUGUUCUACUCCCCAUUCUAUUAUACGCCGCCGUCGCCACCGCUUCAGUUCAAUUCCUUAAGCUCCCGUUGCUCCACAGUUCUCAACAUCACAUUCAAACCUCCCUUUCCCAUUACCGCCACCAUCGCCACCGCCAAAACCUCAAAUCUCCUGUCAUUUCCGGGGCCUUCGCUGGUUCCGGUCAGUACUUCGUUUCACUUCAUAUUGGCUCACCUCCUCAAGCUCUGCUCCUCGUAGCCGACACCGGCAGUGACCUCAUUUGGGUCAAGUGCUCCGCCUGUCGCAACUGCUCUCUCCACUCUCCCCGAUCUACCUUUUUCCCUCGUCACUCUUCUUCAUUCUAUCCUCACCACUGUUUUCAACGCACCUGUCGCAAUCUCGCCCCUCCGCCUCAACCCAACCCCUGUAACCGUACCAAACUUCACAGCCCCUGCCGUUAUGAGUACCCAUACGCUGAUGGCUCACUUACAUCUGGAUUCUUCUCUCAAGAGAUAAUAACUUUUAAUACUACUACUUCUCAGCAACUUCAACUCAAACAUUUCAAUUUCGGAUGCGGCUUUCACAACUCCGGUCCCAGUGUCACCGGUGAGAGCUUCAAUGGAGCUAAUGGUGUAAUGGGCCUCGGUCGGGGCCCCAUUUCGUUUUCUUCUCAACUUGGUCGACGUUUCGGUAACAAGUUCUCUUACUGUCUAAUGGACUACACUCUCUCUCCAACUCCAACGAGUUUUCUAGUGAUCGGCAGUGAACAGAACGACGUCGUUGGUGUGAAUUCUAAAAUCAACUUCACUGCGUUGCUUGUUAACCCUUUAUCUCCUACAUUCUACUACAUUGGCAUCAAGAGCGUAUAUUUAAACGAUGUGAAGUUACCGAUCCACCCUUCCGUUUGGUCAAUCGAUGAGUUAGGCAACGGAGGCACGAUCAUUGACUCGGGUACUACUUUGACGUUGUUGGCGGCUCCAGCAUACCGUGAAAUAUUGGCUGCAUUUAAACGGCAAGUGAAGUUACCGAGUCCAGCUGAGCCGAUUCAAGGGUUUGAUCUAUGCGUGAAUAUUUCUGGCACAUCGAGACCGAGUUAUCCUAAACUGAGUUUCGAAUUGGUUGGCGGCUCGGUGUUGAGGCCUCCGCAAGGGAAUUAUUUCAUUGAAACGAGUGAGCUGGUGGAGUGUUUGGCGAUGCAACCCAUUAACCAGGAGUCUGGGCCUUCGGUGAUUGGGAAUCUGAUGCAGCAAGGAUUUUUGUUUGAGUUUGAUAGGGACAGAUCGAGGCUCGGAUUUUCCCAUCAUGGUUGCGCCAUACGCUGAGUUCAUGAGCUCCAUCAAACCAACAACGCAAUGCACCCAGUCAAACAAUAGCAAGACCAUGGUCUUUUGAUGCGACAAGUGGGAGAGCUCUACUUGGAUAUCAAUACCAACAGAUUCGACUUGGAAAGGCAAGUUUAUGGCCCAUGUGUGGGUGGUGGUGGAGUCCUCAAAGCAAUGGAAGCGAGGGAAGCAGUUGAGAAUGAUAACGCGUGAGGAAGUUGUGGUGGGGUAAAGAUUGCAAUGGGAAAGGGCAGGACAAGGAUGGUUAUCUUCAUCCUCAUUCAUGUAGGAUGGGACACCUCUUCGCCAUCGUCUUGUUCCCACUAUAAGAAUUAUGGUAUAUUUUUCUCCCUUUUUUCACCUAUUCAUAUCCCUUCCGUGUA